AGUUAUUUCAAAUUUUUUUGGUUCAACCAAAUCUUUAACGUGAAAAUAAUCGUGCCUUCUAUACAAGUUCUAAUUCUAUACUAUUAUUAUUAAUACUCUAUACUAUUAUUAUUACAAGUUUUAUUCACGUUCUAAUUUCUUGUUUUACAAGAAGUCAUACAAAGAAUAAUCGUGAAGUGUUUGAAUAUUUUUGCUUCUUUUCUCGAUUUUCGCGAGUGAUCUACUGUCCUGAUUCUGUAGAGUUUAUACUCGCAGACUAGUGAAGAAGUAGAAGCAGACUAGUGAAGAAGUAGAAAAACAGACUAGUGAAGAAGAAGAAGAAGAGAAGGAAAAGUGAAAUAUGGAGUUGCAAGAGAUGUUCCGGUACGGAUACAUGUACCCACCGCAGGAGGAUGUCACACCAACGUACUUGGAAUUGCCCAACUAUCAUUAUUUAAAGAAGGAAAUUUGCCUUCCGCCAGUUAGCACAUUGACAGUACCGCAGUGCGUACCGUAUGACAAUAGUAGCGAUGGUUGGCACACACCGAGUCCUGCGGCGAGUUUGAGAUCCGUAAGUCCAACCACGACAUCCGUUUCCUCAGAGUCCGAAAGCGGAACACUGACAGGAAGAAGGGGGUCGAACUUUCAGCACGAGAAGAGGUACGAAACUCUUUCAGUAUCCGGCAAUCAAAUAAUGAAUCGUGUCCAUCAUUAUCCACACCAUCAUCAUCAUCAUCAUAAUGUUCUCGUGCAAGAUGAAUUGGAAAUUAAGGAGAGAUCCUCGAGGCAAAGUGUUAUCAGUAAUGGCAGUAGUCUCGAGGACAGAAUGGAUCUUGAGGAGAGCGACGGUGCCGAGAGUGACAAUGAUCAGGAGUGUAAUGAUGAGCCAAGGAGACGGGGGAAGUAUGUGAGUUCAACGGUUGUUAAGAAGAGGCGAUUGGCUGCCAAUGCAAGAGAAAGACGACGAAUGCAGAAUCUCAAUAAGGCCUUUGACAGACUGAGGACGUAUCUUCCAUCUCUGGGUAAUGACAGGCAGUUGUCAAAGUACGAGACACUGCAAAUGGCACAGUCCUACAUUACGGCCUUGUACGAUUUACUGCAGUAGUUCCUGAAAAAAAAAAUUUUGAUUCUGUGGUUUUCUGAUGCUGUAUAUACAUGUUUUCUGAUUCUGUACAUGUUUUCUGAUACUGUACAGAAUAUUUUUAUCCUCUUCAGUUAUUCUUCUAAAAAGAGGAUAAGAAUAGCUGAUAUGGGAUGUAAAAGGAACCUGACAUGUGAAUCCAGACUUCUGUGAUACGUUGAAAAACUCUUUUUGUUAAUAGUGGAGUUGAUUGCGUGGAUUAAUUUUUUGUAAGACUUGUAUAUAUUUUUAAAAAACAUUUCAAUGUUUAAAAAUUAUUUUUCCACCAUCUUGUAAAUAUGGUUCCACACUGUGUAUAUUUUGUAAAUAGAUUUGUAAAUAGUUUCGAGAUGACAUAUUUUGACGUGAUCUGAACAUUGACAAAUGAUUUUUUUUAUACUGUUGAUUCUUUGCUGUCUGAUUGUCAAUUAAAGAAAGUUGCUCAAGAGGCGAAAUUUAUUGCCAAGUAAUGUUUCGUACUUUGUACCAUUUACCUACUUUUGUAUAUGUAUAAAUAUAUUCAUAUAUAUUUAUUUAUAUAUUUAUAAUUAUUUUUAUAUAUACACAAAGAGAAUAGUAAAUUUGACACAUGAGUCUUUUUUUAUAUCGAGAGAUUUUAGAGGAAAAGUGACUCAAGUAUUUUUCUACUGUAAAAGAUAGGAAGUUUUGUAUUUAUUUGAACUAAUUUAAAUAUCUUCGACUGAAUACAUGUAAACUGCGCCAGUACUUAUUUUUAUAGAACGUCUGCUUUCCUUCGACAUUUGAUUUACGUUUUAAAAAUUUUUUGGUUACUUUUUUAAUUACAUUCAGAAUAAUUUUAAUUUACAUGAAAUAAUUUUUGGUGCCAUUUUGGAUCAAAUAAAUCAAAUAAAUUUUUGUCGUCAGUGUUCACGUAUGUGAACAGUAAAUUACAACUAAUUGUGCAAUUAAAUGCACAAAUUGUGUAAAUUUUGUGCAAAUUCAAAAUUAUGUUCUUUGAAUAAUGUGUAAAGAAUAGUUUUUUUAAAAA
Leptopilina heterotoma is the source of this 2108-nucleotide messenger RNA. It is a transcript of the gene ato, whose product is annotated as heart- and neural crest derivatives-expressed protein 1-like. The transcript has a single exon. The record is from RefSeq and is a predicted model, not a curated record. NCBI's taxonomy places the organism in Eukaryota, Metazoa, Arthropoda, Insecta, Hymenoptera, Figitidae. Gene Ontology annotation, molecular function: protein dimerization activity. Bases 341 to 1084 code for a protein of 247 amino acids.